Messenger RNA from Lymnaea stagnalis (great pond snail), 13785 nucleotides. The record is from the annotation of a GenBank genome assembly. NCBI's taxonomy places the organism in Eukaryota, Metazoa, Mollusca, Gastropoda, Lymnaeidae.
AGAGUGUACAUAUUUUUUGGAAGUAUGAAAAAACGCAUGUUGUUACUGAUUACACUGUUAAACUAAAAUCUCUAAACUUUAACUAAUAUUAUGGAGAAAGAUGACGACGAUACCUUGCAGUUCCACGAGAUGGGAAUAGAUGAUCGAAUUUUAGAGGUAGGCUACGUUAUCAUGAAUUACAUUAAGUUUAAGAAAUAUAAUUGCAAUCAAGGACAACAUAAACAGUGCGGCUUAGUGCCAGUUCAGUAAAUUUUUAGUAAAUUAUAUAAUAAAUUGUAAAUCAACCAACCAGCUCGCAAACUCAGCCUAGUCUACUGCUACUUUCUUAGACUUUCUAAAUUAAACUAAAACUCUGUCUUUCUGUCUAAUGUUUAAUAUUUAGCUAAAUAAAGUUUUCAACCCUAGACCUAAUUAAUAAAAUGGAUCAUCAUCUAAUAAUUAAAAUUAAAUUAAUUAUAAUUCAAACCAAUUUUGACCAGUUUACUGUUGAGUGAGUGAAGUGAGAAUAGACUUGUAAAUAAUUCUUGCAGAAUUUUUGUUUGUGGGGGGGGGGGGGGGAUUAUAUUAUUGAUCUUGUGACUAGUGAGAAAUAAUCUGUUCAUCGCCUAUUUUAUACCUUUUUUAUUAUAUGGCAUAAUAUGGCAUUGAUUUUGAUUGUCACCAGUGUUGAAUCUCCCCGCAAACUUUAUCUAAACUUUAGAGAGGUUAGCUGAAUUCAGGGAGGAUCAUUUCCUCCUAAAAUAGAUGACUUACUUAUAAUAUAUGAAAUCCAAGAUGCCAUGGUUUUCAUACAUUGUGAGUUUAUCAUAGUGUAGUAAGCUGUCCAUUAACAAGUUUGCACAAGUACAGAUAUCAUUACCUCAGCACUGUAAGCAUUUAAUCAAAAUGGAUGAAUGAUAACCAUUGGUGAAGGAAAUGAGGGGCAUAAUAGGGCCAGUCAACCUGCCGCUGCACUUUUUUUCUUUUUAUAUGGAGAUGUGGUAUUUCGGCAAACUGCAGAGUUUUUCCGUUAAGGGGCGGCAAAAAUCAUGGCCAGAUAGCACUUAGACUCCGCUGAUAAUAUCAAUAAUUAAUGCAUUUACUAAGUCAUUUAUUUUUAUUUACAAUACAUCUAGGUCAAGCAAGAAGCUCAGUAUAUUAAAUUUAAUUUUAUUGAAAUCAAAACUAUAGCGGGUUGUAUUAACAAAUCUGAUGUCAUGGCCUGAGUCAGGUCAACAAAUAACUACCACACGCAGCCAUGGGGUUUGGUGUGGUGUAGUAAUGGCUGGCUGGAACAAAACUGAUAUCGUAAUGGUGAGACAGUGGCCUAUCAUCUCUAAAUAUAGAUUGCUGUUUCCACUUACAAGGUUAUAAGAGUAUGGCAAAAUAUUACUUUGUUGUGCAGAUGGUUAAAUACUUUGUAAAACUGAAAUUGUGUUUUAAACUGGUUUUAUAAAACUAAAACCAGUUUCUCAAAUCCAGCUUUGACAUACCUAGUUUACAUUUAAAGCCGAAUUCCAUCUGUGCAUUUUAUGCAUUUGAUUUAAAAAUAUUUUGCAGUUUUUUCUCUGGAUUGGGAAUUAUCUUAAAUUAAGUGAAAUUGAAUUAUGCAUAUCAGUAAUUUUUCUAAUUAAUAAAAGACAAAUCUGGUGAAGAUAACAUUUGGGAAGAACAGUGGAAAUGGUGGAACAGUUUUAAUAGGAAAUAAUUUUUGAAAAAAAAUGUUUCAAAGCAUUGUAUAUACAGUAAAAAUUAUUUGAAACUGAGACUAACAUUUUCUGGUUGUAAAAAAAUUGCGGGCCGCAAGUGUUUAGUUUAUGGAGAUAAAAAUGCAAAUGAAAUUAUGGUACCUAACAAAUUGAGCCAUCUUUUUUACCUCAAAAAUGCAAUCGAACGUAUUUCACUGAGCAUUCUCAUAGUUAAGCUAAGUGCCUAAAUUUUUAAAUUGAUAAAUAUUUUUUUUAAAUGACAUGAAACAGUUUUUUUUUACACACAUUAUAUACAUUAAUAGAUAUUUGGGGCAAGUAGAUUUUUGUAAAAAUGACUUGACAAGUAACUGCCAUAAAAGAUAUUUCUUUUUUUAUCAAAUAACUAGGCUAUUUCAAAGCUAGGAUGGUCACAGCCCACACCGAUUCAAGAGAAAGCCAUUCCAUUAGCAUUGCAAGGAAAAGAUAUCUUAGCAAGAGCUCGAACAGGAUCAGGGAAAACGGCUGCAUAUGCCAUUGCAGUCAUACAGAAACUACUUCACAUGAAGCAGGUGACUCUCAAACCAGUUACCACUUCUUGUUUUAUCAGUGAUGAAAAAGUGCAAGGUCCUAUUUAUUUUUUCCACCCCACUGCAACUAUAGAUGUUGUCCCCUGUUACCUUUAUUGUGAUAAGUGCCAAGAAAAGAUUUGUUUGACCAUGUGUCUGCCACUAUUAAAACUUUCUUAAUUAACUGUACACAGUUGUGAAUCUGGAGAUGUUGGAAACUUUGUACACGCCCAAACAUGUUUUUCACAGUUCAUUAAAAUGAAAACACAGUGCAUUUUAAUUGUUUUUAAUUAUUAUUUUGAUUGCUUAGUUUUCCCCAUCUGCUCUUUUUUCUGGUAUUUACUUUGAAAUAAAGAAAAUAAGAGUAUCAGUACUUUUCUACUUAAUAUGGGAAUAAUUAUUUAAUAAGCUCCUCAGUCUUGUGUUGAUAAUUCCUGGCUAUUUUUUUUAAGUGAAAAAAAAUGUUUGUCCUGUUUCUGUCUAUUUAUCGCUUUAAGCUUUGUAGAAUUGUAUAUCAUGAUUAUUAAAAAAUAAGUUAAAGGUUAUAUGCUUUUUCAUAUCCCUUUCUGGUGCAUUUUUUAUUCCAUUGACACAGGUAGACACAUUUAAUCAAUGUGUUAGUGUUGUUUUAAAAGUUAAUCUUAUAAAUAAAGCAACAUGUCUUACUUUCAUCAUUUAAAAAAAUCAUUUAUAUUGUGAAAGAUAAACUUCUUAUUUAUUUCAGACUGCCUCCUUGCAAGCAACAAGAGCUGUAAUCCUUACACCAUCUAAAGAGCUUUGCAAUCAAGCACGCAGAAACAUAUUGGUAUCUAUUCUUGUUAUCAUUUUAAAAAUGAAGCCCAUGUUAAUUUAAAAUUGUUUUUUGUCAGCUGUUUUAUCCUUUCAUUGCACUUUUUUACCCUAGGAAUUGACCACAGGAUGCUCCAGAGAUAUCAAAUGUGUUGACAUUUCACCCCAAGUACCCUUGGCUUCUCAAAGGUAAGUCUAGGGUGGCGGAGACUGCAAUAAUAUUGCCACAUUGGUUCAAGUUGCUAUGGUCCUAGAUGUAACUCCCUUAACAACUAUUAGAGGAGUAUUAAAAUGGAGAAUGCUCUGAAAUUUUAUUUUGUAGCAAAAGUUAUAGCUAACUUUAAACUUUAAUGGCUUUGUUAAGAUUUAAUCUUUUUAAAACACUUAUUGUUCAAUGAUAUUGAAAGAGUAAAUAUUUUUUUUAAGUAUAGCUCAAAAAAUUAUUUUUAGACCCUUGUUGAUGGAAAAGCCUGACAUUGUUGUUGCUACCCCAAGUAGACUGUUGGCUCAUAUCAGGGCAGAGAACAUCAAUGUCAAGAAAACUUUGGAAAUAUUAGUGGUGGAUGAAGCUGACCUUGUCUUCUCUUUUGGUUAUGAAUCUGAUGUGAAAGAACUUCUUGAGUGAGUAAAAAAAAAUUUCUUUAAAAGAGCAUACUAAUAUUGCUUGUAUGUGGCCAUUAACAAAUCUGAUAGUUUUAUUUCUUGAACUUUUUCUUUUCAUCUUUGAUUCUGAUGUUGCUUUAGGAAAAUUGCCACAGGAGUGUCCUUAAAAAGCUGUUAAUGUUUAGAUCUGAAAAGUUUGGGACUGUAUUCUUUGUUUUGCUAACUCAGUAUUUCAAAGUCUCUAAUUCAUUUUUAAUUGAAUUCUUUACCCAGCAACUUCCCAAAAAUUUAUCAAGCAUUUAUGAUGUCUGCAACACUUGGUGAAGAUGUGAAAAACUUGAAGAAAAUGGUCCUGCACAAUGCUGUAUGUAGAAAGAAAGGAUAUUAAUAAUAUUUCUGUUCCUGUAGCUAAAGUUUAACUCUUAAUUUUUUUCUGCUGUAUAUUAAAAAAGGAUAUAUACUUAAAUUUGAAGAAGCUAUUACAUAUAUCGCGUCUUAUUAAUAAAAAAAUUCCAUUUUUCCUUUGGGUCACAGCUAGUGUACUUUGUUUUUACAACUUUUUUAUUUUAAAGUUUUUACAUAUUUUUUUUUGAUUUUUGGGACGGACGUUGUUGUUGUUUUACAUAUAUUUUGCAUUUCCCUGUCUCAAAGGUAAUCUUGAAACUAGAAGAAUCUCAACUGCCAGAAACUUCACAGCUCAAUCAGUAUCAAAUUAAGUAAGUUUCUGGGGGGGGUUUUUGUGUUUUUUUUCCAGGAAAACUUUUAACCAUGCCUCAAAAGUUGUAAAAAGGUUGGUUUUUUUUCUUGUAUUUUACUUCCCUUUCUUCUUCUAUGUUUCCCGCAUAUUAUAAAUGUUUUAGGUCGAUCAUACAUUUUUUACUACACACCACCCUCCCCCCCCCCCCCCCCCCCCCCAUUCUAAUAAUAUAUAUAUAGCUCUUUUAUUUAAUAAAUGUUUCAUUAGUUUAUAAUACAUUCAAAAUUUCUUUGCAUGUGUAUCGUUUUUUUUUAAAGUAGAAGCAAGAAGGUUAUACUUUCAUUUCUUGUUAAAUUUGAAAUGAAAUGUUUUUGGACAUGAAUUUAUAUUAAAUUUUUUAAAAUAUGAACUGUGUAAACCUAAUCAAUAUCUCAGACUUGUUUACCCCUGUGUUAGUGUCAGAGUAGUUUUCAUCUCUCAAAAAUGUAGUUUCAAGCUUUAAGAGUAGUUUGGUCAAUCAGGAGUGGGGUGGGGAGGCUGAUUUGCAAUCAAAAUAUAAUUUGUGUCAGGAAAUACACUCAACUAUAUAAGUAAGUUAACACAAUAUAUAUAUAUAUAUAUAUAUACAAAAUAUGAUCCUCCAAUUUGUCUCUAAAGGGCUUAAGGAUAAGAAAAGUUCUUAAGCAAGCACAAAAAGCACUGACUAAAAUUCAUGACUGCAACACAACAGUUUUUUUGUUUUCUUGGCAAUAUGAAAAUCAGAAUUUGUAAAAUUAAAAACAAUAUGGAAACACCAGAACAAAAUUGACCAGUAAAGGUGUAUACACAUAUAUAUUUAUUAAAUUUCCAAGCUAUAGCACACAUUUUACAUCAGUUUACUUAAAAGGAUUUUACACAUUUUUGUGUCUAAGUUUUCAAAGUCCUGAAAAAUUUCAGCAAUGUCUCCAGUUUCUGUGGGUUUAUAGAACAUGCAUUUAGUUAUCACAAGAAGAAAACAUCUUUUCAUAUAGGCUAUGGAAUCAAUGUCUUUUUCCUGCAAGGAAAAUGAACAGUUACAGUAAACACACUUUAGUAUCUAUAAAACCUCUACCAUCAGGGUUUCUUAUUUGGACACAUAAAUUGAGAGCUUGACUGAGAAGUUCCAGAAGUGGACACCUCAGGUGGUUGAUAAGGAUGAUUGGCUUUUAUUAAACAUUUUCGCCUCAAAAUAGCACUUGCGGACUGCUGCAAAUAUGCUUGAUAUCAAUAAAUCUAGUAGAGUGUAGCAAUGAUGACUUGUUCAAACUUGGUUGCUCCUCAAACCAUCAUCAGUCUUUUAGCCUUGGUUGCACUCCUAUCACCAGUCUUUAACUGUUGUUGUUGGACAUUAUUUUAUUAACCCUAGACCCUGAAUAUAGAAACAAAAAAGAAUUAACAUAUUAUUAUUAUAUUAGGCUCAUUUAUCAUUUAGAUUAUUAUACUAUUUAUAUCAGAAUUAAUAUGGUAGAGAUCAGAGAUAGUAAAGCAGGACCAUGCAGUGGCCAAGGACUUAGCCAAUGAAGUGCAGAAGAAGGGGUAUCAAGAACAUUUUGAACAAUGAGAUUUGAAAUGGUGGCAUGCAAUGUUAAUUUGCAUUAUUAUUAGUGAAGUACAAAAAAUAAAAAAUAAAAUUAACUUAGGCCUUUAAUUCUUUCUUUUUUUAAGGACUCUGUGUUAUAUUUUAGAUUUAAAAAAAGGGUCUAUUACUAAGUUAACAACUAAAAAAUGAAUUUCACUACUUUGAUCAUAAGCAUAGCAUAGAGUAGAACUAUGCCUCACACCUCAAGCUCCUAUUAUUACCAUUAUUCAAAUAAGUAUUGUUAUAAUCAUUAGGCUUACAGUAAACCCGGAAAAAGUAGGCUAAACUUAGUGACAAGGUAGUCUAAGAAUAAGUAAUAUACAAUAGAUGGAUAAUUUGGUUAUUGGACAAGUAGUUGACAUAGAAAAAGAAUAUUUCUUUUUAAAAUGGAAAAACUACAUUAAAAUAAUUAUUGACUGAAAUAAAAUAAUUGUACACUUUACUUACCCCUUAAAAUGUUGAUAGGUAAACUGAACAGAAAGAAACUGCCAAGGCAUUACUGUACUAUUUUUCUGAACACAAAAAAAUGUGGUACACCGAAAACACCUAAAUUUAUUUAUUUUUUAUUAGAAAUAAACCAAACAAAAAAAAACAACUCCUGAAACCAUAGUUUUCUUAAAGCUCGUAGUUCCAUAAUCUUAGUCUUUAAAACAUAGUUACUACAGUACAGUGAAAGCAUAGGUGUAAACAGGUCUGGUAUUACACCUUUACCCCAACCACAUUCCCCACUCCUUCCAAAUGUAUGUAAAUAAGUACAAACAUAAGUUAAGACAAGCUCUUGGGGGGGUAUAAUAAUUUACACCUGCAAACUAAAUGUUUUUAAAGAUUCAAAUCUCAUACAGAUUUUAAAAUGUAGAUUUUUGCUCUCAGUAGUGGUGGCUACUUAACUUUUCAUUGUUAGUGAUGUAUUUUAAUAAAACAACUUUCUUCAUUCUUAGGUGUGAGGAGAAUGACAAGUUUGCACUGACAGCUGCCUUACUGAAACUCAACUUGGUUAGAGGGAAGAGUAUCUUUUUUGUCAACUCUGUGAACAAAUGCUAUCUGUAAGUCCUGGGUUCAAGUUUAAAACUUAGCAUUAAAAACCUAUGUCAAAUGUAAUUUCUGUAUAGAUUAGUAAAAUAGCUCAUCAGUGUUGUGUAAAUCUUUAUCAUAAAGUGACACAUAAAAAUUUAAAGGGCAACAAAUAAAUUUGUUUGUUCCACGAUGUGUAAGAUUAAUCUUCAUGAUUUUUAUUCAAGGAAUUAGUCGAUGUGGUCGCAUUAAUGGACAGCCAUUUAUUAUAUUUCAAUAGUUGCUUGUUUUGCUAACCUUUGAUACAUGUACAUAUCAUUUCAUUUCUUGUUAGUUAUUCCUUUUUAUUAAUCAAAAUAAAUAUGUUUCCUUAGAUUAAAACUAUUCCUUGAACAGUUUGGUAUUAGAGCCUGCAUCCUGAACUCAGAAUUACCUGUGAAUUCAAGGUGUGUUUUGAUUUUUUUAACACUGAAUUACAGCAUACCCUAGAUUUAGACAUUUAUUAAAAUAAUCACACAAAAUAUAUUGUAUACAUUUCAUUGACUACUACAGAUAUUAUAUUUUAUUCCUAUCGACAAGUCCAAUUUCCUUUUCAGGUGUCACAUAGUCAAUCAGUUUAAUGAAGGUUUAUACGACUAUGUCAUUGCUUCAGAUGAAUCUGUGAAUGCAGCUUCAUCAUCUAAAAAAUCUGAUUCAAAAGCAAAAGAGAAGCCAAAGAGGUUAGAAUAUGCAACAAUUGAAAUAGUGGAGUUAAGAUACGGGAUUAAUUUGUUGUAUAGUAUAAGUCUCUCCUAAGAACCUUCUGUACCAAAGUAAGAUUUUUAAAUGUGUUAUUGUUUAAGUGUCUUAAAUUUAUCAGGUACAUUAAUUUCAUUUCUGUAUUUAAUUUUUCCAAUGCCUAGAGCUAUUGUUAAAAACUUAACUAUACCGACAUAAACUUCAUUUCGUGCAUUUCAGGCUGAAGAAAAGUGAUAGUGAAUAUGGUGUGUCUAGAGGUAUAGAUUUCUACAAUGUGUCUAAUGUGAUCAACUUUGAUUUCCCACCCAAUCCAGACGCUUACAUUCACAGAGUUGGAAGGUUGGUUUUCUCUAUAACUUAUUACGAAAAAUUUUUUUUUUUUUUUUUAAAUUGCAUGCAAAAAGUAAUCUUUAUUGGGAUGUGUGUAUAAUUUUUAUUUUUCUCCAUCCCUAGGACAGCAAGAGCAGAUAACCCAGGAACUGCUUUGUCUUUUGUGAGUGUCAAGGACAAUGAAAAGCUAAUCGAAGUGGAAGAAGCACUUCUUGGAGAAAAUGGUGAUUGGUAGCAAAUAGAUAUUGAAAAAUAAAUGCUAUUGAUCUCUGAUCAUGUAAAUAUUGUUUCUGAAAUCAGAAUUACAGUAAUUGUUAAUGGUUCACAUAUUUCUUGCAUGAAACAUUUCUCCUGAUAAAUAUGUAUAAUCUAUUUUUGGAAUUUUAAAAAAAAAUUUAAAAUUCAGUUUCUUUCAUUAUGUCAUAUUUUAAUUGUAUAUUUUUUCAUCUGCUGAUCUAGGGACAGAUUCUGUCUUUAAACCCUACAAUUUUAAAAUGGAAGAAAUUGAAGGAUUUCGUUACAGGGCAAAGGUAUGGAACUUUGUGUGUGUUAAUACUUGCAGUGACAUAACAAUGAUAAAAUGUAUAUCUAGUGGGCGGAAAUGCAGUUAAAGAACAUGAUUCUAAUCAAAUUCACAUACAUUCGUAACACAGCACAACGUAAUCGAGUUUAACCCACAAACUGUGGUUGGCCAAUUUCCUCUUUCUCUACUGUGUUGGCUGAUAAAAAUAAACUUGAAAGAACAACUUCCAGUCCAAUAUUUUACACUAAAUAAAACUAAUUCCUUUUAAAAAUAAAUAAAAUUCCAUUUUUCGCUCUUCUUUGUCCUUUUUUAAAACUUUGUUGUUAUUUUUUUGCAACAGUCUUUAUCAAGCAAAUUUGUGUAGGUAGAUUUUCACGAAUUGCAUGAGGCCAUGGCUUGACCAUCUGACUUACAAAAUAAAUCAGUUGGGAAUCUUUUUGAUAACUUUUUAGUUAAUGACUAAAAACGAUUUAGACCUAGGCCUAGAACGAGUAGGCUGUGUCGCAACAACAGGACUCGUUCAAAACUAUGUUGCAGAUGACUGUGUACCAACAAAAAAUAAUCGGAUGUUCUGUAUAUUAUGUUUUAUUACAUUUCAUUUUAAGGGUUACAUAUUUAUAUAGCAGCUUUUUAAAUUUUAUGUUUUUUGCUAUUUAGUAAUGUUUAUAUUGUUUAUGUUGUGCUUUGUUACUCGAACGUAAUUAUAGGUAUCAGAAGAAAUUAUUUUUUUUUUAAAAUCCACUUAUAACUAAAACAUAUACAAAUAAUACAUUUUCUGAAAGAUAAAUAAAAGUGUUAUCAUAUUAUAUAAAGUUAUAAUAAUAUGUCUUAAAAAAUGGUAGUUUGGGGUACUUGAAAAGAAAAAUUUUCAUUACUUUCUUUAUUCUUGAUCACUCCAAGGUCAAGGUAACGAUCGCAGUGUAUUAAAUAGCAUUAACGAAAUAGCCAGUAUGAUUCCCCACUCAGUCUAAUUUCAAUAAAUAAAUAUUUUAUGGGGUACUUGCAUGUGAAAAAUCGCCUGUUCCAAAGGCACCCAAAAUCUCUAAAUUGCCUGCAAGCACACAAUAGUAACCAGCACAGAAGUUCAUAAGUUCAUGGGUUAACUUUCUUUAUUACAGUUCAUCUUUAACUUUUAUUUCAUAGAAAUGCAAUUGCAAUAAAAAAUUUAAAAAUUUACUCUCUGUUUUUAGGAUGCCUUACAAGCUGUUACACGAUCAGCUAUUCAAGAAGCAAAAAUGAAAGAUAUCCGCCAAGAAAUUCUCAAUUCAAACAAACUCAAGGUUAGUAGAUCUUUAAUUUGUUUUAAAAAACGUAAAAUAAACAAUUUCCCCAUCUCUGUGGUUUAGCCUGUAAACUCUAUUUGAUGACAUGUCAGCCUGUAGACAUUUUGAUGAAAUUGCAGCCUGUCAACUCUAUUCGAUGACACUUCUGGAUUGGAAAAAAAUGUUGACUUCUAAAUUUUUUAAAGAUGUUCUCAAGACAACCAAAACUUUCAGGACAUGUUAUAUUUGUACUUGACCGCAUUAGAUUAAAAUAUAUAUUAAGCUUAAGGGAAAUAAUGUCAUUUCCAGAACCAAUUGUUUUUAUUUCUGUGUCUGAAUAACUAAUCCGGUCUGAUUUUGUAAUUAGUGUAACCUAUGUAACUUUACCAUUGAGCUCAUAUUAGACUUCAUACCAACGUUUCCACAUUGAAAUGAAACUUUUUCAUUCCCAUCCUCUUUCUUUUACAGUCAUAUUUUGAUGACAAUCCCCAAGACUUGCAGGCCCUGCGACAUGAUAAACCUCUCCAUGCUGUUAAAACUACAAAAGAAUUGAAGCAUGUUCCUGAAUACAUAGGUGUGUUAUUUGUUUGUUCCCAGUGCCACUUUGUUUUAUAAAGCCUUGCAAUGUUAUUGCAGCAAUUAUAGAUGGUGUGAUGAAACAUUUUGAAUUCCACUUCAGCUCAAAGUCAGAUUGUAAAGCAGAUUUGUUCUUAGGCUCUUUAGUUUUCCACAAAAUGAUCUUGUUGCACAUUGUAUCCAAAUGUCACAAUAAUGUUGUUUCUUGGUCAAAGGCGUGAUGCGCCUUGUUAAAAUAAUUGAUGUAGUACAUUAGCUAGGCUUCAGGAUAUGUGACUUGAGGGUUAUGUUAUGUAAAAUAAUUUUGGAUUAAGAUCAGUAUUGGGCAGGCCACUUUGUAGUGCUGUCAUUAUUAGAUGGUAAGAAGUAUAUGUGUAGUAUUUAGAAGCCCUGUAUGUGUUACAUGUGUAUAUAUGUUAGUGUCGUUCGUAUUGUUGUCUUUGUUACAAAGCGGAGUAGACCGACUUAGACUGCGACAGUUAUUUCCCGGCUUUGGUUGAGUACAAAAAGCCAGUGUCUUUGUAUUGUCAAAGCAAGCCAGGUUUGUGUAACAGAAGAUAUUGGAUGCUUUUCAAAAACCCAUCAAGUCAAUGCCUCCAACUUGACCUUGUAAAAUGGAGGUGCAUCAAUCCUUCAGCCACUGUAUACAAAGUUAAACAAUAUCUGCGACUAAGUUGGUUGGGAAUACAAAGUAUUUGGAUGUUUCGUAUAUUUAUCCUAAUCAGUCUGGGUUGUCAGCAGCAACAUCGCUUGUAUUCAACAGUCUGGGUUGUCAGCAGCAACAUGGCUUGUAUACAACAAUCUGGGUUGUCAGCAGCAACAUGGCUUGUAUACAACAAUCUGGGUUGUCAGCAGCAACAUCGCUUGUAUACAACAGUUUGUGUUGUCAGCAGCAACAUCGCUUGUAUACAACUGUCUGGGCUGUCAGAAGCAACAUCGCUUGUAUACAACAGUCUGGGUUGUCAGCAGCAACAUCGCUUGUAUACAACCGUCCUGGUCCUAGUAAAUACUUGUAGACAGCUUGCUCACUUUCCGACUUAUUCAAUUUCACCCCUGUAGACAGUAAGCUCACUCUCUGGUGCUUAAAUUUCAACAACACCCACUGUCUAAACCAGUUCUCUCACCCACUAGCUAGAUCAGUUUUCUCCUUGUCUAGGUGCACAAAACAUGGUACGGCCCAAAUUCCUGAAAUACAAACCCCCCCCCCCCCCCCCCCCCCCCCCCCCCCCCCCCCCCCCCCAAACCACCACCCCACACACACACAAAUAGCUACAGUAUGUUACUGGAAAAACUGGGAGUGACAACAGAUGAUCAAGUGAGCAGGAUCGAUAAUUUUAUUAUCUCUUCAGCCAUCUUUUUAAAGAUUAUAUAUAUUUAUUAAUUUUAUUUAUAUGACCUGCUUACGUAUCGCCAGAUUGCAAAAAAUGGUAAAGAAUUGGCAUUUAAUUCCUUAUCUUGACAUAGAACUGUAAUAGAACAUCAAGUCUCCUGUAUUUAAAAUGUCUGUUGAUUGUUAACUCCACUCUUUUAUUUUGACAACAGUACCAGAUACACUGCGCAACAUGAGGAGAAGUGGCAACACAAGAAGUGACUCCCACAGUGUCAGAUUUAAGCAAGGAAGGCCUGUAUCACAGGCUGAGAAAAAGUUCAGAGUAUGUCAUUGAAAUUUCAAUUUUCCAAUUUUUUUCCAAUAAAUGGUUGUAUUAAGAGUUGUUCUUGCAGUUUAGCUCAUAAAUAAAUUUAGUUUGCAUGCAACUGAUGAGGAAUUUCUUUCUUUUGUAAAGCUCUUCCCUGUUAAACUUGGUAUCUUUAAAAUUUGACAGUGGUCACUGGAUUUAUUUUAACCCUUUCCGCCGCAACUAUAACUUGCUAUAAUUGAUGCCAAGUCAACUGUGUUUAAAAAAACACAACCAGAGGCCAUCUUUUAGUUUUUUUGUAUUUACAGAGAUGACCUUGGCCAUUUGGUCCAUGACGAAGAUUGCCUCCUUUGAUUUUGUUGUUAUAGAGCACAAUCCCUGGUUUCUUGCAUUCAGUUUUACAUUCAAUAUCAGGAUGAUUGCGUACUGGAGCAAUACAUUUUUCUGCUCUGAGCUCUGGUAUUUGACAAGGUUGUUUCUAGUCUGAAUAAAAAAACUGAUCUGUCGAGAGGCAGGACCUUCUAUUGCUCGAAACAUUUGGGUAGAAACAUCUUGUUCCAUUUCACUGUUCCAACUAUGGGGUGAGUCUGUACUUGGCCAUUGGUUCUGCAAGUUGUAGGGUAAUGAAAUAAUAGUCUGUUCUGACAUUGCAGCCACUUGCCUGGAAGCCUGUUAUGAGUGAAAUCACAGUCUCUGGGGAUAUUCCGACAUUUCUCUUUGCUGGUAGGGCGCUGACGAUUCGCAGGCACAGAAGAUUUUUAUUCCAUAUUUGUCUGGCUUUCUUGGCAUAUAUUGAAUAAAUCUGCACCGACCUCUGGAACCAACCAGUUCCUCACAUUCUAUGAUGUACUCUCCAGGAACAAAAUAUCUCGCCAAAUUUCUCAGGAAUGUUUCUCAUACAUCUCUUAUGGGAGCAAAGAUGUCAUGAGCCAGAAAUGAUUGAUCUUUGUUAUCAAAGGAAAUAUGAAUCAGAACUUUGCUGAAUCUCUUCAUUGAAAAUGCUGCCUUAAAAAGAGGAUUUCCAUCAACAUGGCUCAAUAAAAAUUCCACUGAAGUGCUGUUCUGAUGAAGAGCGCCAGUGUGUAGUAAGCAGCCAUUAAAGGCUUUUAUUUAGAUCUCAUCAGUCCCUUUUUACCUUCCCUGUUGGUGCAGUCGGCUAUUGUUUGUAUCAUUUUUCAUUAAUGUACAGAACAAAAUUUUCAUUGGGAGAAACAACAUGAUCUGGGAAGAGAGUUUGAUUACAAGGCAACUAAAUCAUGCCACAUUGUAAAACAGAAAAUAACAUAAAGAGAACCAUUCACUGUGAAAUAAGACUAUGAGUGUAACCCACCCAGUUGCCAGGAAUAGCCAGAAACACUUUUUCCCAUUAUAAUAAGUGUACGGGUGUGCUACACGUAGUCGUCGGGGACAGGGUAUACAAUAUGUUGCGGCAGAAAGGUUUAAAAAUCCAAAUGCCUUGUUCGUUCCCAUUCCACAGCUAAUUUUUAAAAAAAAACUGAGGGACAAAGAGAGCAUCCUUUACUUGUUUAUUAUAUACAUAUUUUCCUAUCUCGUCUCCCUUGGUUGCAUAGUCAAAUAAGAUAUUUCAUUGAAUUAAAAGCAUUCUUAUUUCAGAUGCUGUAUGUUAUUCAAUGUAAAAACUAUCAUACUAUUAGAACCUUAAAAUAUGACUUGUUUUGUCUUUUUCAUGACAGAAACGAAAAGCUGAUCCACUGAAGAGUUUUGAGUUUGCUGGUCUAAUGGAGAAUAAGAAGAAAAAACAGAAGAAAUAAAUAUUUUGAAUUAGAAA